AUUCAUUGACAUGUUGACAAGGUUGAAUCUGCAUAUCAACGACUAGAAACGUCUUUGACAUGGUGUCUCCGCUGGAGAAGGAGAUAUCAGCUGCCGUUUGCAAAUGGGAUUUCUGCACUGAUACCUUUGCUUCGAGGGAUGCUCUACAAACCCAUCUCACUGCACAUUGGAAGGCGGAAGUGCCUGAAAGAGUGAGAGUAAAGAGACAGAAAGUCUCGCUUGGACGAUGGGAAGCGGCGGAUGAAGAACAAGGUCUCGAGCGCCUCCUACCUUUCAAACAGUCGGGAGAUAUUACCACGACGACCGAAGGCACUACUCUGUCAUAUGUCUAUCCUCCGUCUUUCCCCUCGCAAGCUCCCACCCUUCCAUCCUUUCUCGAAGAUGACAAUUCAGAUGAAAUCCAUGACUCAACUACCAAAGUCGGCAAGGAGAAAGCUAGAGUGGAGAAGACAGAUUCAGUGUCAGGAGCUAUCACAGCCUCAGCAUCCUCGAUCUCGAACAUCGUCUCGUCUCUAGAGAUCACCACAUCACAAGCAGCGGACCUUUUUACUCAACCCUAUCAGCCAUUCACCCCUCCUUCUUCCCAAUAUACCGAGGAUGUACUGCCUUCACCUCAAGUUUCAUUCGCCGAGAUUUAUUCUUCUCAAAUAUCCCAGAUGGAGCAGAACGUACCAGGCUCGCAGGAAGCGACUCAAGCUUUGGCGGAUGACUUGUCUCAAUUGGAUUCAUUGGAGGCGUCCGCAGAGUCAGAUGAGUGGGGUUGCUUCCUCGAGCCAAGUCAACCUGGUAAAAGCCCCAUGAUUUCCUCAAGCCCAUACGUUGCCCCCUCGCAGGCUCUGCCUACACAGACUCGAGCCGGCUCACCAAUUCAGGCAGAGACGAUUGCAAUGUCCCAGAUCGUGAAGAGCAUUCCAAUGUCCCAAGAAUCCCCUCCUGGACCGUCAUUGUCGCAAAUGGUCAAAUCGCCCAAGACGCCUAGCAAGGGACGAUCCAAACCUGCUUCCCCAUCGCGAAGGGGGAAGGCAUUUGUGCCCCCUCGAUCGACUCAAAGUCCACAAGGUCCCAAAGACGAGCCGAUCUCACCAGCUACAAAGAAUGUGACUGGUAAGCCGCCCAGUUCCAGCCCUGGGAGAAAGACUACUGCAUCACGAAGUUCGACGUCCUCAGGGCCCGUACGCAAGCGACCGACCUGGAUCUGGAUAACUGAGAGUCCCGAACUCAGCCGCAAGGCUGCUCCCAGCCAUUCCCCCGCAUCUCACUCGGCUGCCGAAGAAUCGUUGUCAGUGGAGAAUAUCAUCCAUCCCGCUUGUGGCGAUCCAACGAAGAAUAUUGAGAUUGGGCUGCCACCCACUCUCAGGGAGAACACAUCGGUUUUCAAUGUAGCAACACCACGACAGAGAAGCGACUCGUAUUCCCGCUCAUCGCUGAAAUUCGGCAUGCCCUAUGGACAGGGUGGCGAGACGGCCACACCUGCUGCUGUAUCCAGCGCGAUCACGCCCCCCGGCUCGCGUGAUGUAGGUUUUACAUGGGCUCAGUCGAGAUGACGAUGAGGAAGGGCUAUUCAGAACGAGCAAGAUUGGAUCGAGCAGUAAUAUGAUGCCGUUUGUGGAUCAAACGACCGACACGAAUAUAGACUGCCCUUACGUUGUACAUACUUCUUUGGCCUCCUCUCACAGCAAGUCUAUUUUCGCUGUCUUGUAUAUAAUACUAAUUCACAUGCAUGACACCUG
Molecule: messenger RNA, 1730 nt
Organism: Kockovaella imperatae
Lineage: Eukaryota; Fungi; Basidiomycota; Tremellomycetes; Tremellales; Cuniculitremaceae
Exons: 3
Coding region: 60-1544 (494 amino acids)
Source: RefSeq, a predicted model, not a curated record